AUGGAACCUGUCCUGCACAGCAUCUUCACCACUGUAGUAGUUGCAGAGUUUAUUUUGGGGAAUUUGAGCAAUGGUUUGAUAGUGCUGAAAAACUGCAUUGACUGGGUCAAUAAAAGAGAUCUUUCCACAAUUGAUCAAAUACUAACUAUCUUGGCAAUUUGCAGAAUGGGUCUCAUCUGGGAAACACUACUUGUUUGGGUUAAAAAUCAAUCCAUUUCAUCUAUUACCAGAGAAGAAUUUAAAAUAAUUCUGUUCAGCUGCAUACUAUCUAGCCACUUCAGCGUCUGGCUCACCACAGCCCUCAGCAUCUUUUAUUUACUCAGAAUAGUUCACUGCUCCUGGAAGAUCUUUCUUUACUUGAAGUGGAGACUUAAACAAUUGAUUGUAGGGAUACUGCUGGGAAGCUUGGCCUUUUUAUUUGCAAAUCUGAUGCAGACAGCCAUCACUAUUGAAGAGUGGUUGUAUCAAUAUGGAGGAAAUACAAGUGUGAAUCCUAUGGGGACUGAGUUUGCCACAUUAACAGAGCUGAUCUUGUUCAACAGGACUAUGUUCUCUGUAAUGCCAUUCUCAUUGGCCUUGAUUGCUUUUCUCCUGCUAAUCUUCUCUUUGUGGAAACAUCUCCAGAAGAUGCAGCUCAAUUCCAGAGGACACGGAGACCCUAGUACCAAGGCUCACAUGAAUGCCUUGAGAAUUAUUGUCUCCUUCCUACUGCUUUAUACUAUGUACUUUCUGUCCCUUCUUAUAUCGUGGAUUUCUCAGAAGCGUCACAAUGAACUGGUUCAUAUUAUUUGUGUAAUAACUGAACUCAUGUAUCCUUCAGCUCAUUCAUUUAUCCUGAUUCUGGGCAAUUCUAAAUUAAAGCAGACUUCUUUUUUGGUACUGAGGCAUCUGAGAUGUAGGCUGAAAGGACAGAGUAUCUCAACUACAUAUGACAUCCAAACAACAGGCUGUUGUGUAUUCUAUAUAGCAAAGAAAUCUAUGUGGAAAUAG
Molecule: messenger RNA, 990 nt
Organism: Psammomys obesus (fat sand rat)
Lineage: Eukaryota; Metazoa; Chordata; Mammalia; Rodentia; Muridae
Product: taste receptor type 2 member 124-like
Exons: 1
Coding region: 1-990 (329 amino acids)
Biological process (GO): sensory perception of taste; G protein-coupled receptor signaling pathway; detection of chemical stimulus involved in sensory perception of bitter taste
Cellular component (GO): membrane
Molecular function (GO): G protein-coupled receptor activity; bitter taste receptor activity
Source: RefSeq, a predicted model, not a curated record